This is a messenger RNA of Exophiala oligosperma, 3611 nucleotides long. RefSeq lists its product as uncharacterized. The record is from RefSeq and is a predicted model, not a curated record. The coding region runs from base 246 to 3545 and encodes 1099 amino acids. The transcript has 2 exons. Lineage: Eukaryota; Fungi; Ascomycota; Eurotiomycetes; Chaetothyriales; Herpotrichiellaceae.
CGCAUGUCGUACCCCCCGGCAAAGCUGCAGCUGCAUUGAACAAGUGUGUGAGUUCUUACAAGCUGGGAUCAAAAAGAUGGCCACCUCCCUCUUCGACAGCAGCCUUUGCUGCCUUAGCCGUACUCGAUUGUCUCCGUACGCACUUGCCUUUCGAUCGCCAUUGCCACCUCGAACCAUUUGUCUCGCCACACCCUCGGUACGAUUACGGACUGUGGAAACACGUCCACAGCAAUUCCCAACGCACAAUGGCUGCGUCGACUCCCCGCACGCGCGACCAGCCCGACAUAAGGGCGAGGAUAAGCAUCACCGACGAAUCUACCCAAGAUAUCAGAGAACGACUUCAAGAGGCAGAUCAGAGACAGAGGGCUCUACGUUCACAACAAUCAUGGCACUCUGCAGACGCGAACAGUGCUCUGCAGCGAGCGGUCUUGAGAAAGACACGGACCAUCCCUUAUCGCCAGUCUCGUCUGAGCGACGAUCUGGUCUCCGAUGCUCUGCCAUACCCACUGAAGCGGUCCAACAGUUUCAACUCGCUGUCGACUCUACAACGGGAAGCAGAUGGCGCUGCAUUGAGCAUGUAUAGAGGGUCCCCCAUAUCCGCCAUCAGCCCACCUUGUGUUGGCCCAGCAUAUCGACACUACAGCAUCGACUCUGAAGAUCAAGACCCAUGCCCACCACGAGCACCGGCCAAAGUUGAAAUACUCAAUGCUCAACGCAGAUACCUGACGAACUGGAAAAAGUCGAUCAAGAAGAGAAAGACGCAGAAAGCGUCUGUCAAAAGUCAGAAAGACAACGAACACAGGCGAGCGGCUUUGGUGAAUGCGGAGGUGAAUUCGGUCCAGCACAGACAUGAGUCUAGUACCGGACAAAGCUUGCCUGUGCGCACCAAGAGUUCCAAAAGCAUCGCUUCACAGGUUGUGAAGACGCUUAGCCUAGGCAAAUUUGGACGCCCUGGAAAAUCGAACACCACCGAUCCGCCAAGCUGGGCCGACUUUGACAGCAAAGAUGAGCUUCGCAAAUGGAUGGAAAGAUCACAAUCUACGUUGGAAAAUGCACAAUGUGACCUCCCGGCUGAACUUCCUGCCGAGCUUCCUCAAUACACUCCAUUUCAAGAUUCAACCCGGACCCAACACAAUGAGCCCGCACUCCUACUGGAGGAUACUCCGGCCCAUAGAGAAAAGGACGACGUGCUGUUGUCGAAAGAGUCGGAGCUGGACCCAAAACCAUCAAGGAGCAAUUCGAAGUCGAUGAGGUGUGAUCACUGCCAGAACCCGAUUCGUCUCAACCAGCUCUAUUACCAUUGCUCUAUCUGCGAAGAUGGUGAUCGUAUACUCUGCUCCGCUUGCGACCAAGUAGGGUGGAGUUGUCGCCAUGAUAUUACAGAAAAGAUUCGAAGUGUUUCUCGCGCGAUACCGUCGCGCAAGGUCGAAUUGGAACCAGCCAUAAAAGGACGAGCCCGUGCCGAGUCACAACAAUGUGCGGCAACAUUGUGGGAAUCAACCAUCACGCCCAAAUCCUGCCCUGAAAGCGAUCGCCCAACAGAAAGUCAGUCUCAUGGUAGGAAAUCCCCGUCACCUCUGACUACGCCUAGUGGAGACCAGCCCAAAACUGCUUCGCAAAAUGGGUUUCCUUGGAACUGGGGCGAAAAUAGAGAUUCCGAGCUUCGUCGACGCGAAUAUGGUCUAGCUGUUCGCGAGAAGGAGGUUGCCUUUAGGGAGAAAGAAGCCAGCAUACGAGAACAGCAAGCAACCUUACGAGAACGAGAGGCCACGUUGGAAGUCAAAGAACAGCUAUUCACCCUUCAGCUACAGGCCGCCAUAUCGAAGCAAAAGCAUGAAGCAUUUCUGGCAACGGGAGCCCAAUUCGAGGACGGCCACGUCAGGACCCAUGCCAACAAGCGGAAACAAUCCGGCGGCGGACAGAGCGGGCUGUCACCGGCCAACUCAAUUACAUCCGGCCAAAGAUCACCACUGAAACGGUCUUCCAGUGGUGGGCACGGUCAAGAUCCUUACGAUGAUGAUGAGGAAGAGAAUGGUUCUGGAACGCCGAAGAAGUUGAAACACGAACCAGAGUCCAUGCAAUCCCCCGAGAAAUUGUUUGCUUGUCCCUUCUGCAAGUACGACAAAGACAGAUAUUCGGAACGAAACGUACAAGAAAAACAUUAUCGCGGUUGCGCCAGUGGCUAUUGGCCGGAUAUCUCCCGAGUGAAGCAACAUCUGUACAGGGUCCACUGGCGGCGCAUUCAUUGUGUUCGCUGUUUUACUAAAUUCGACAGGAAGGAGCUUCUAGAUAAACAUGUGAGAGAGUCUCAACCAUGUGGUCUGGUAGAAUGCCCUUGCCCGGAAAAGUUUGACGAUGGCCAAUACAACGACAUUCGCCGCAAGAGGCCGGCGAGUACACCCGAGCAAGUAUGGUACAUCAUUUACAGCAUAUUGUUCCCGGGACAGCCACAACCCAGCAGUCCAUACGCAGACAACAUGGGUUCGCAAGUGGAGCCGGAGAAAGCCCAACCCGUUCCAGAACAAGGAGCGAUGAAUGCCCUGGGCGAGCUUUUUGAAUCUCGCCUGGAUCAGUUUGCGGGUUCUUCCGAACAAGCUUGGCUCCAAUCUCCUGCUGCACGAGACUUCAUACGACAACAGUUAAGAGCCUCAAUGUCUGACGUCCUCCAGCGGAUGAAGCCCGUGGCCAGUCCGUCUAUGGCUCUGGGUGGUCCUUCAGUCGAAGUAUCUCCAUAUUCAGUACCUCCAUAUUCAGCGGUUCCGUCAGAAGCGGCGCGAAGAGGUUCGAUUUCACUCACUCCAACUACCUCGGUAGCGCAUUCGCCGAUUAAUGGUGAGGGUUCUGUGAGCAGGUCGAGUUCCGACGCACAGUUCUUGCUCCCUAGCCAUCGCAGAAGCUUCAGCAGGCCAUUUCCUUCACGGAAUGUAGAACGAGAGGGUUCUCUGCGGCUGCUGGAUGAGACGGGCUAUCAACCAUUACAUCAAAUCAAUAAUCUUUCUGGUCCUGAGACUUUCCCGAUAACUCCGAACCAUGAUCCAGAAAAUGAUCAAUAUGAUGAAGAAUGCCAUAGUUGGACUCAGGGAGAUGAGCGAGGACUUGCUCUUUCAAGUGACUUCAACUUUGACUUUGAUGCUGGUCUUGGGGUGACAGUCAAUUCUUCAGGCCCAGAUAUCAUGCCGCGACCACCAACGACAGGCCAGGCCUUUACUCCAGUAAGGCUCGCCAGUCUUGAACCUAUGUCCAAUAAUCAAGCAGCUGUCAACUCAGGCCUCAAGGCAAAUCACUCCAACGCUUCUUCCCUCGACUCUGGAUAUGGAAGUCUUCGCUACCCAAGAGGAAGGCAAAAGGGUGGCGGUGACGGUGACGGUGACGGCGUGGCAGACGAUCGACAUUCCAGUCCUGUACCUGAGUCGGCCAUCAAUUGGUCCGCGUUGAAUACGUCGCUUGAAGAAUUUAUUGGCGGUGCUGUCGAGUCUGGUAUGGAUGAGUUUGGGAAUAUACCCUUCGAUACUUCAGGCUAUCACGCGAGGAAUUCUUCUUUUUAGGGUGGCCAAGUCUAUACGAUGUAAUGAUGAAGAGGAUAAUGAUCAUGUACUAUCAUUUCAGCAGCA